UUGAAAAUUUCAUAAAAUUCAAACCUUUGGGAUUUAAAAAUCUUCCGUCAAGUUCCAAGAGAUUAGCAGGGAAAUCCCCGGAAAACUCACCCUCACAGAUGGAUGUGUUGUCACCUGAAUUGGUCUGGAUUGAAAAUCGCUGCUACAGAGUCAAUCCCACAGCUGAAGCUCAGAUAAUCCGGGAAGGAAAAGACGAAAGAGUUGGAGGAUACAUUGAACCUGAUUUUGAUAGUGAAGAGGAACCUGAGGCAAUGGAGGAGGUUGAUUAUGAAAUUGAGAGAACUGCAGAAAAUUCCUUCCGGAUUGCAUUCCACGUCCCAUCUGUCUUUCAUGGUGCAAUCAUUGGGCAAAAAGGUGCAACUAGGAGGCGUCUUGAAAUGGAAACACGAAGUUUGAUCAAGGUUCCAAAUAAAGGGACAAAAGAUCCAAUUAUCGUGACAGCACAGCGUGAAGCCGACGUGGUGGCAGCCAGGAAGAAGAUUGGUGACAUUGCUCUUGCUUGCAGGAAGAGACAAGAAAUGACUCACUUCUUCUCAUUCCCCUGCUGCACUGAAGAAGUAAAGGAGGCAUUCAGGAAAUUCAAGGAAGCUGUCUUAGCUGGAGCACCUGCUGACACCUUUCCAGAUGUUCUAUUCCAAAUUCCCGAAAAGUUGCACGUUACCCUAUCCUAUAUGGUUCUAAUGGAUAAUGAGGAGCGUGAGAUGGUUAAAAAUAUCCUCCACAGAGAAGAGACUGCAAUACGAGAGAUUCUUGCAGGAUUUCAAGGGAAUACUGCUGUAAAAAUCUGCGGAUUGGACUCUAUGAAUGAUGAUCCGGAAGCAACAAGAGUUCUCUUUGCCAAAAUCCAAUCAGAAGCUCUCCAGAACAUUGGUGAUCAUCUCCACAGAAUCGUCAGGAAAAGUGAAUUCUUUAUUGGGAAGGACAAAGCAAGUGUAAAGCUUCACAUGACCUUAAUGAAUGUUUCUUUCGACAAGGAUGACGAUGGGAAAUUCAAGAGGGGCGUUACUUUCAAUGCCAAGAAAAUUCUCCAAGAUUUUGGGGAUUAUACUUUCGGAGAGAUUCCCUUGACGGAGAUCCAUCUAUCUCAGAGAAAGUCAUAUGAUGAGCAAGGAUACUACAAGGCUACCACUAAGCUCAUUUUGUAAUUUCCUUUGGGAAGCUUUCUUGCUUUCCUUCCGUUUCAGGGAAAAGGGGAAAUAAAUUGUAAAAAAAAUCAAGGGA
Lutzomyia longipalpis is the source of this 1221-nucleotide messenger RNA. Its product is annotated as activating signal cointegrator 1 complex subunit 1-like. The record is from RefSeq and is a predicted model, not a curated record. Gene Ontology annotation, biological process: regulation of DNA-templated transcription; DNA alkylation repair. The transcript has 2 exons. Lineage: Eukaryota; Metazoa; Arthropoda; Insecta; Diptera; Psychodidae. Gene Ontology annotation, cellular component: nucleus. Bases 99 to 1145 code for a protein of 348 amino acids. Gene Ontology annotation, molecular function: RNA binding.